This is a messenger RNA of Triticum aestivum (bread wheat), 917 nucleotides long. RefSeq lists its product as uncharacterized. The record is from RefSeq and is a predicted model, not a curated record. Lineage: Eukaryota; Viridiplantae; Streptophyta; Magnoliopsida; Poales; Poaceae. The transcript has 3 exons. Bases 267 to 872 code for a protein of 201 amino acids.
GGCUCUCUCCGUCUUGCUUGUCUCAAAAAAAAAAAGGCUCUCUCCGUCUUGCGGACGGGUGUCUCCCGCAGGAGGCGGCGGUCUUGCAGGGGCACGGCGCACCGGCGAACGCCGGCGAGCCGUCGGUCGACCGAUCGAGGGGCGGCGGCAGCGCUGCUUCUGUGCACCAUGAGCGACGCCCUCAUGCUCCCUCGGAUGAAUGGAAUCAUGCGACGUAGGAAGGAGGCAGUCCGCCGCCGUUGCUGCUCCGCCUCAAGGCCGCUCAGAUGGUGCAUGUCCCUCGCCAGAUCAUGAUGCGCAAAAAGUCCGUCAUGGUCUAUCGGUCAAAUGGAUGGUCAAUACCCACAACAACCCUGCUCCCCCCGGAGCAGGCUGAAGGCAGUGGAGCUAGAGAUGCGAACUUGCCUCAUCCUCCUUCUCUGGCUGAGGUCAUGCUGGAGGCCGGGAGGAACAAAUGGGAGACCAUCCGUUUGUUGGAACGCAUCGAACAGAACACAUCACUGCAUCAGAGGAAUAACUUGGUGUCGCUCAGUGACUUCAUCAAGUUACAUCCACCCACCUUCUAUCACUCCGUCGAGCCCCUCAACGCCAAUGAUUGGCUUCGUAGCAUUACCCACAAGCUACGUUCCGCACUCGUAGCUGAGGCUGAUAAGGUCACUUUUGUUGCCUAUCAUCUUGAAGGCCCCGCCAGUCUCUGGUGGGAGAACUAUGAGGCCAUGCGCCCAGCUGGCCAGGUCACUACUUGGGUAGAAUUCAGUGAGGCUUUCUGUGAACAUCACAUUUUGGAGAGUCUUAUGGAUCGCAAGCGUGAGGAGUUCUGCAGUUUCACCCAAGGUACUCUCUGUGGAUGCAUACAGCAGGGAGUUCGGUAACCUAGCACGUUAUGCAACUGAGGAAGUUUUCACUGAUGACAAGAA